Molecule: messenger RNA, 385 nt
Organism: Cuscuta epithymum
Lineage: Eukaryota; Viridiplantae; Streptophyta; Magnoliopsida; Solanales; Convolvulaceae
Source: the annotation of a GenBank genome assembly
UUUUCCAAUACACGACGAAAUCAUCAUCUCCUAACGUGUUGCAUGUAGUUUGUAUCGAUCCAGAGUGCAAGUGGUCUGUCCGAGGAGCCCGUGUAGAUGAGAGCGGCUUGUUUCAAGUGCAAAGAUUUGAUAUCAAACAUACGUGUUCAAUUGAUCUUAGACAAGCUAAUAGUCGUCAAGCAUCUGCUUCUCUUAUUGCCGAACUCAUAAAGCAUGAAUAUGAUGACACAUCCAAAAAAGUUUACACACCUCAAAAUAUUAUGGCAGAUAUGCUAAAACUUUAUGGUAUUGUAAUGUCUUAUAAAAAAGCUUGGCAUGCAAGGGAAAUUGCAAUGAAGCUGGUUCGAGGAUCUGACAAGGAGUCUUAUAAUAGGUUGCCGUCUUU